AAAAAGCGUUGGCGGCUGAGAAGAGGCGGAUCCGCAGAUCUGCCGGUUCUCGAAUUUGGGACGAAAGUCGCUGUGCAAACAUCUCUCGCAAAAAAAUUGCCUAUUAGCGGCACCGUCAUCGUCAAUUGUGCAAUCAUCAUCAUGUUUAUUCAGAUGCGAUCUGUUUAUCGCGCGCGGUUAGUCUCGCAUGUCCCGUCAAUGAAAAAGCCGAGUUCGUGAUAGCGGUGGAAAAAGCAACGAGAUCCAUAUCUUUUAGCUGUACCUCGUUACACUUUCUGUACUUGAAAUGAAACAUCUGUUCGAAAUGAGAUAGAUGUAUAUUCGUGCUUUGUGAUGACAGAAGGCGAAACGAGACUAACGAGAAUGCAGCUGAUACGGUCGGAUCUAUAAAUAUAUACGCAUGUUUUGAGGGAAGAAAAAAGAGGAAAGGAAAUAAUUUACAAAGUGGAAUAUAUAGAAAGUGCAAUUAGAAGGAACGAGUUCUCGGUGUACAGUCUGCUCCAGUUUGCUACUCACGGCAAUAGGAGUAUACAAGUAACAAACAAUCCUUCGAAGUGCAGUAAAGCGCGCAAAUGUCAGAUGGCUCAUGACGGCAGCAAGGCGAGAGUAGGAAUGUGACGGAGCGCAAUUUGGCGGCUUUUGAAUUUUCUCAGCAGAAAAACUCAAGUCCGCGCAAUACACUGAGAAUCUUGAAUUGUCCACGAUGGAGGGCCAUCAGGUAAGAGCGCUAUAUGACUUCACGGGCGAGUCAGGAACGGCAGAAUUGUCUAUCACUGCUGGUGAGAUUCUGACUGUCAUACGAGACAAUGUGGGAGAUGGUUGGUGCGAGGGAUUUAAUCAGAGCGGGCAAUCAGGCUUGUUUCCAGCGGCAUACGUUCAAGUGGUUGAGCAACCUGCAAUCUCUUCCAAUACUAUGACAUCAUCCCAGCAAAGCUCUGGAGAUUAUUGGGAUGAUGACUGGGAUGAUGAUUCUGAAGUUGGACAAACGCAGGCUUAUGUUCCACCUACGCAGCAGCAGCAGCCACAAAUUAUACAACAGCCACAGCAGAAUAGUGUCAGCGAAUAUGGUGAUCAAGUAUCAAUGCAUACUAUACAUUCUGUGAUACCAGACAGGCCUAUACCCAAUGUACCAAAGAAAAAUAACAAGUUUUCUACAUUGAUCAAGUCAGGAGAAGAUAGCUUUUUGAUGGGCACUAGAAUAGUAACUGUGCCUGAGAGCGAAAAGAUCUUUAUAGAGGAGGACGAAGUCGGUCGAUGUACGUGGGUGCCGACCGGGGAAUCUUACAGUUGCGUCGUCACAUCGCCCAAGAAGGAAUCCAAGCUGAAAGGUCUCAAGAGUUUCAUCGUCUACCAGCUAACUCCUACGUUCAACAAUAUACAAGUCUCGAGAAGAUACAAGCACUUUGAUUGGUUGCACGAGCGUUUAGAGGAAAAAUAUUGCUUCAUUCCGAUCCCACCUCUGCCCGACAAGCAGAUAUCCGGCCGCUACGAAAAUGCAUUUAUCGAGCAUCGACGUACUCAGCUGCAGGAGUUUGUCGAUUAUGUCUGUCGGCAUCCUGUUCUGUCGCGUAGUCGUGUUUGGGAGCAUUUUAUCACGUGCACGGACGAAAAGCGAUGGAAGGCGGGGAAACGGCAGGCGGAGAAGGACGAGCUGCUAGGCGUUAAUUACUUCAACGCCAUCCAAUGCCCGGACACGCCGCUGGAUAUCAUAAAAAUGGAGAUUCAGAUGGAUGCUUUCGGUAAAUUUAUCAGCACAUUGGAUCCGAUAGUAAAGAAUUUUAUGGCAAUGGCGGGCGAUCAGGCGAGGAAACAUCAAACACUGUACAAAAGAGAAUUCCAAAAGAUUGGCCAAUCAUUCACGUCGCUCGGUCAUGCUCUGGAAGCGGACGAUAACGGUCGCGGAAAGUUAACGAAUGCAUUAAAGGCUACCGGCGACGCUUACAACGAUAUUGGAAAACUGUACGACGAUCAGCCCAAGUUCGAUUGGGAGCCAUUAGCUGACAAAUUUCAUAUCUAUCGCGGUAUUAUUAGCAAUUUUCCAGAUGUCAUCAGCAUUCAUAAGAGCGCUGUGCAAAAGCGAAAGGAUUGCGAUCGACUGGUUAGCGAGCAUAAAAUGGAACCGCAGCAAUUACGCGAGCUUUCCCAUCGAACUGACGUAAUAGCCCGCGCGCUGAUCGCCGAGGAAACGCAUUUUCAAACGGAACGUGAGGUACAUAUAAAUAAAGCUGUAAAGACACAUCUCAGGGAACAAAUCACCUUUUAUCAAAAAAUAGUCGACAAAUUACAGGAAGCGUUAAAUGCGUUCGAAUAAUACUCGAGUAAUUGCAAUCUGCCUAAAUAUAAAAUUCAAUCGCUCUAAAGCUGGCUGAUGUCAUCGCUAACAAACAAGUAUUCUGAUUACGAUGAUAAAUAUACCAAAUGCACAUAGUUUCACAGUGAGAUAUGUACAUACAUUAGAUAUAUAUAUAUAUAUAUAUA
Messenger RNA from Cataglyphis hispanica, 2478 nucleotides. RefSeq names its product sorting nexin lst-4 (gene SH3PX1). Bases 704 to 2311 code for a protein of 535 amino acids. The record is from RefSeq and is a predicted model, not a curated record. The transcript has 5 exons. Lineage: Eukaryota; Metazoa; Arthropoda; Insecta; Hymenoptera; Formicidae. Gene Ontology annotation, molecular function: protein binding; phosphatidylinositol binding. Gene Ontology annotation, cellular component: cytoplasmic vesicle; plasma membrane. Gene Ontology annotation, biological process: endocytosis; endosomal transport; plasma membrane tubulation.